AUGCCAGAGAUGCCAACCCAGCAACGAAUGGGGGAGGCUUCUUCCGGUCAAUCGCGCCAGACCAGUCUGCGGCAGCCCCCUUCUGGCCAGUCGACGCCGCAGAGCACGCUGGGAAAGAGUGGCGACAACCCGCCUCCAGUUAAGAUAUGCACCAAAGGAGAAAAAGAUGACUUGCAAAGGAAAACAGACAUAUGGAACCUUCCAAAAGAAACUAAGAAAAAGGAAAACAAGUCCUCAAAGUGCGGUGACACAUUUUUGAAAAUGUAUUUAAAGCUAAUUGAAAAACCCGACAACAAGAACGAGUCUGAAUCAUCUCUUACAGACGGGAAUGGACACAUCGAAUCCUUUGCGUAUAAUUCAACAACAAAUUUCACACCUACUCAGCAUGAGAAUGGAAAUGAGAUAUUGGAUUCGACGAAUGCCUUUAACCAAACAAUGUUCAACCAAUUAAUGGAGUUUUAUGACAUCUAUAAGUUUGAAACUAGAAUAUUUACAUGUUCAUUUGCUAUUUCACAAUUAGCUUUGUUGGCUUGUCGAUUGUCAAUGCAGCAAUUUUCAUUUGCUUUGCCACUCAUACUCACUCCACUGUUAUCAAUAAUUGCUGUUAGUCUUUCGUGCAAUAACUUUCUUGAAAGUACCCAGAUCACGGUAGGAAUUGAUUUGACAUGUUCUAUGCCUGAAGGCAAUGAAAGGAAUAUUUUCAUCGCGAGUGGGGCUUUGGCUUGGAUUGCUGUUAUCGCGUUAACGUGGUACAUUUGGGUUCCUCGGGUCGAGAGAAUGGCAAAACUCGAGAGGUUGUUUUCUGGCAGUUUUUACGAUUUCUUCUUCCCUGAUUUGAACAUGCUUCUUCGAAGGAGAAAUGACCAUCAAAUUAGAGAGCAGCAUAUGGACAGUGUACAACCGAGGGACGUUCCAAAAGUCAUCAUCUGUGUAACAAUGUGGCACGAAACGUGCCAAGAAAUGUGUCAGCUUCUAAAGUCUAUUUGCAGAUUAGAUCUGCAUUUAUCAAUUCGAGAGGAAGCCGAUCAUAUAGAAGAGGACAAAAACGGUGCAGACGGCGAGAAACAAGACGCUGUAAAGAAAACACAAGACCCUGAUAAAAUUAACAUUGAGGUUCAAAUAGUAUUUGACGACGCAUUUUGCUCAACAAAAAACGGUUGUGAGGUUAAUGAAUAUCUGCUCCAGUUUAUGUCAUGUUUGCAAAAGGCCGUUGGUUCCGUGUUGAAAGACAAGGAACUCUUGGAGUGGAAUAAAACAUUCCAAAAGAAAGUGGUUCAGACACCUUAUGGCGGACAAUUCAUUCUACAACUUCCAGGUGGAACACAGAUGACGAUUCAUUUGAAGGAUAAGAAAAAGAUAAGGCCCAGAAAACGAUGGUCUCAGGUGAUGUACAUGUACUAUUGUUUGCUGUACAAAAUGGGAAAGAUGUAUCCAGAUACAAUUAGAGACGAGCUAAAGAAGACAUUCAUUCUAACCCUUGACGGUGAUGUAGACUUUGAACCGAAAUCAGUUUUACGAUUGAUGGAUCGAAUGAAGAUGAACAGCCGUGUCGCAGCAGUUUGUGGCAGAAUUCACCCAAUAGGGACAGGUCCAAUGGUGUGGUACCAACAAUUCGAAUAUGCAGUCGGCCACUGGCUUCAAAAGGCAUGCGAACAUAUCUUCGGUUCUGUGCUAUGUUGCCCUGGAUGCUUUUCUAUAUUUCGAGCAUCUGCCCUAGUUGACGACAAUGUAUUGAAAACGUACACCAAAGAGCCAGAUGAAGGAAAACACCUUUUGCAGUUUGAACAAGGCGAGGAUAGAUGGCUUUGUACUCUUCUCAUUAAACGAGGAUACAAGACAGACUACUGUGCAGCCGCAGAUGCAAAAACGUUUGCGCCAGAAAACUUUUGGGACUUUUUUGUACAAAGACGGCGCUGGUCACCAUCAACAAUGGCGAACUUGAUUGACUUGGUCCUUUCUUGGAAACAAAUAGUUCAAAACAACAGAGAAAUCAACCAUAUGUUUAUGAUAUAUCAAUUGGUGCUGGUUAUAACAAGUGUAUUAGCUCCUGGAAUUGUCCUUGUGAUGAUAGCAGGGUCAUUUAGUUCAGUAUUAAGUUUGAAGCCAUGGCAUUCAUUUUUCGUAGCCGUGACUCCGGUUGAAAGACAACAAAGCGAACAACACGUGGAAAUGAUAAACUAUGAAGACGAUAGACGAGCAAAGACUAAAGCGCAAGAAUUUCAAGAGCACUUGAAGGAGAUUGAGCUUGAUUUGGAGGAAGAUGAAGAAGAAGAUGAGCCCCCGCCUGAUUAUAUGAGUGAGCCUGAUGUUGAUUAUGACGACUUUGAUUGUGAAACUGUUUUAGAUACGGCAUCUCCUUCACCAAAUAGACCAAACUCAAGGAAAUUCAAUAUUUACCAUCAUAGAAUACAGACAGUGCGCUAUAGAAAACAACAUAGACAGCCGAUUGAUGCAAGUUUGUAUCAUCUGGACGGUGGUUAUGUUGGUGGAUCAUUUUUACGACCUGGUGUGAAAUACCCUAGCAACAUUUUUCAUGAGGACAGAAGAGGUUAA
Mya arenaria is the source of this 2553-nucleotide messenger RNA. RefSeq names its product chitin synthase chs-2-like. Bases 1 to 2553 code for a protein of 850 amino acids. NCBI's taxonomy places the organism in Eukaryota, Metazoa, Mollusca, Bivalvia, Myida, Myidae. Gene Ontology annotation, cellular component: cell periphery; cell septum. The record is from RefSeq and is a predicted model, not a curated record. Gene Ontology annotation, molecular function: chitin synthase activity. The transcript is spliced from 12 exons.